AUGGCACCCAACUAUAAAACCGAGAUCAACCCUCAGUUUCCCUCGGGAACCUUGAGAUCUUCCGUGUAUCUCACACUUAAGGUUGUUUUAAAGCGCAUAAUUGUCUUGUAUUUAUAUAUAAGGCUAUAUUUUUCGAUCGUGGUGAGAUCACUGACAUGGUUGAUUCGCAGCCGUCCUCCGAAUGUAUCACGUUUUCAACGAGUAAGAUUGAGACUCAGAAAUUGGAGAUAUAGGCUAUUCAAUGCCAACGAAAUUGCUAGCAACCACGUAUCGGCACUAGUGUCGAUAUUUGACCACACUAUCACCGAGUCAAACCCGGUAAACGAGACCACAAAUUCAGUUCAAAAAUCUGUACAGCAACAAAACCAUUUCACUGCUCCAGCAGUUAUUCAAGCAGCAACAGAGCAAUUCCACUCAUUUGCCGAAAGAAGUUACUUGUCAUCUCCAGCACCGGAAAAGAGCCUCACCUCCAUAGGCUCCACCAUGGCCACCCCAACUAAACCCCCCACCAGAGCAGCAGCGGCCCCCACCAAACCAGUGUCCAAGAUAGUCAGUGUUGAAAUUCCCGGGCAUCGAAAGUUCAGGCUCCAGGUCUCCAACAAAGCUAGCUCUCGCGCUCUCGGUCAAAUCAAGACCUCAAUUGCUGGAUCGGACACCAACUACAUCAACGAAGUCACAGAAAGUAUUCGCAGUGUGUUCGCUCUCGAAAGCCACGACGAUGGUUCAUUGGCUCCCAUCAUUGUGAGACUAGCCUGGCACUGCUGUGCGACUUAUGACAAGGAAAGUGGUACUGGAGGCUCCAAUGGGUCCACAAUGAGAUUUUUACCCGAAAUGACAGAUGAAGGAAACUAUGGUCUCGACAUGGCCCGAGCAGCUCUUGAGCCCGUCAAGUUCAAAUUCCCCAGGAUAACCUAUUCGGACUUGUGGACACUAGCGGGAAAAGUUGCAAUUGAGCAUAUGGGUGGUCCUACCAUAAAGUGGAUUUGUGGGCGGGUAGAUUGUCCUACAGACUGGUAUGUUCCUCCAAACGGACGUCUACCAUUUGGAUCAAAAGAUGCCGACCACGUUCGAAAAACGUUUGAACGAAUGGGUUUCAACGAUAGAGAAGCUGUGGCAUUGAUUGGAUGUCAUGCUAUUGGGCGGUGCCAUAAAAGGCUCAGUGGUUGGGAAGGAAAGUGGACUCGCACACCCACGAUUUUUACCAAUGCUUUUUUCCGGGCAUUGCUCGAAGAAGAGUGGGUGUUGGACACAGUUCCAGAGACUGGCAGGCACCAGUUCUACAACCGAGACAAAAGCCUCAUGAUGCUAAAUACAGAUAUGGAAUUGUUGAGAGAUGAAGAAUUUCGCAGCCAUGUGGUUCGAUACGCAUAUGACGAAAAAUGCUUUUUUGACGAUUUUGCUGAUGCUUUCGCCAAACUACUAGAAUUGGGGAUAACCAGAGAUGCCCAUGGAAACGUACUUCUCCGCAACAUUUUACCGUUGGUUCCUAUUCCCGAGCGGCCUUAA
Molecule: messenger RNA, 1506 nt
Organism: Meyerozyma guilliermondii ATCC 6260
Lineage: Eukaryota; Fungi; Ascomycota; Pichiomycetes; Serinales; Debaryomycetaceae
Exons: 1
Coding region: 1-1506 (501 amino acids)
Biological process (GO): cellular response to oxidative stress; response to reactive oxygen species; hydrogen peroxide catabolic process
Molecular function (GO): peroxidase activity; heme binding
Source: RefSeq, a predicted model, not a curated record